AUGGAGGCUCUCUUGCAGCAGUCUCGCUCUAUGUGCCCAUUCCUCAAGCGGACAUCCCCCACCACCCUCCGCACUCUUUCCACUGCUACUCGUCCCAACACCAGCCCCGGAGGCGGAACUAUGUCCAAUCUCCAGGUUCUGGCCCGCCGCUGCCCCGUUAUGAGCAAGGCUUUGGCUGUGCAGAGUGCCCGUCUCAGCGGCACCAAGCGCUUCACCUCGCGCGCCGCCGGAGUCGCCGCAUUCCAGCCUAUGCGGGUUCCCAAUGGCAAGCGGGAAUUGCAUAGUUCCGGUGGUCACCCCGCCAGUCUCGCCUCCGGGGGAUACGAGAAGAAUGAGCGAGAGCACCCUAGCCUGACCAAUCCGCUUCGUUCGUCCCCUGCCGCUGCCGAGCAGGCCGCCCGCGUCCCCCGUGCCCCGACCAACAAACCUUUCAGCUACAAUGGAUUCUACAAUGCGGAGCUGGAGAAGAAGCACAAGGAUAAGUCCUACCGCUACUUCAACAACAUCAACCGUCUCGCCAAGGAGUUCCCUCGGGCCCACACUGCCUCUGCCGAGGAGCGUGUGACCGUCUGGUGCUCCAACGACUACCUCGGCAUGGGGCGCAACCCGCACGUCUUGAACUCGAUGCACAAGACUCUGGAUACCUACGGAGCUGGUGCAGGUGGCACCCGUAAUAUCUCGGGUCACAACCAACAUGCUGUCGCAUUGGAGGACACGCUCGCCAAGUUGCAUGGCAAAGAGGCCGCAUUGGUCUUCAGCUCAUGCUUCGUGGCUAACGAUGCUACUCUAGCAACCUUGGGUAGUAAGUUGCCCGAUUGUGUCAUCCUCUCGGAUAGCCUCAAUCAUGCCUCCAUGAUUCAAGGUAUCCGCCACUCCGGUGCGAAGAAAAUGGUUUUCAAGCACAACGAUAUGGAAGACCUUGAAACCAAAUUGGCAUCACUGCCUCUAAGUACCCCUAAGAUUAUUGCUUUUGAAUCCGUGUACAGUAUGUGCGGAUCAAUUGCGCCUAUCGAAAAGAUCUGUGAUCUUUCCGAUAAAUACGGUGCCAUCACCUUUUUGGACGAAGUCCACGCCGUGGGAAUGUACGGGCCUCACGGAGCUGGAGUUGCCGAGCACCUCGAUUAUGCCAAGUGGCAAUCGCAGGACUCUGCGUCUCCGCAAAGCACUAAGGGCACAGUCCAGGACCGCAUUGAUAUUAUCACCGGUACCCUCGGCAAAGCCUACGGCUGUGUUGGUGGCUACAUUGCCGGCUCUGCGGCCAUGGUUGACACCAUCCGCUCGCUCGCUCCCGGCUUUAUCUUUACCACUUCGCUCCCACCAGCUACCAUGGCUGGUGCCGACACCGCUAUUCAAUACCAAUGCCAGGAACCUCGCGACAGAGUCCUUCAGCAACUGCACACUCGAGCAGUGAAAACGGCUCUGAAGGAUCUCGAUAUCCCCGUCAUCCCCAACCCAUCCCACAUCGUUCCCCUCCUGGUCGGCGACGCCGAGUUAGCCAAGAAGGCAUCCGACAAGCUCCUCGAAGAGCACGGAAUCUACGUCCAGGCAAUCAACUACCCUACCGUUCCUCGCGGCGAGGAGCGUCUGCGCAUCACCCCUACUCCGGGCCACGUGAAGCCCCUGCGCGACCAUUUGGUGCAGGCUGUCCAGGCCGUCUGGAACGACCUGGGCCUGAAGCGCACCAGCGACUGGCAAAGCCAGGGCGGUUUCGUUGGCGUUGGCGUUGAGGGUGCUGAGGCCGCCAACCUGCCCAUCUGGGAGGACGCCCAGCUGGGUCUGCAGGCUGGCGAGAGCCUUGAGGAUGCCGUCGCUCGUGAAUUCAACGACGCGGCUUCCCGCACUACUGUGCCGCCUUUGAAGGCUGCUACUCCUCUGACCGAGAAGGCUUACUCGGGAAUGAACACCCCCAUCGGUGUUUUCUAG
Messenger RNA from Penicillium soppii, 1923 nucleotides. It is a transcript of the gene hemA, whose product is annotated as 5-aminolevulinic acid synthase HemA. The record is from RefSeq and is a predicted model, not a curated record. Lineage: Eukaryota; Fungi; Ascomycota; Eurotiomycetes; Eurotiales; Aspergillaceae. Gene Ontology annotation, molecular function: pyridoxal phosphate binding; 5-aminolevulinate synthase activity. Gene Ontology annotation, biological process: heme biosynthetic process. Bases 1 to 1923 code for a protein of 640 amino acids. The transcript is spliced from 2 exons. Gene Ontology annotation, cellular component: mitochondrion.